Messenger RNA from Dipodomys spectabilis (banner-tailed kangaroo rat), 1256 nucleotides. RefSeq names its product tetraspanin 4 (gene Tspan4). The record is from RefSeq and is a predicted model, not a curated record. NCBI's taxonomy places the organism in Eukaryota, Metazoa, Chordata, Mammalia, Rodentia, Heteromyidae. Gene Ontology annotation, cellular component: membrane. The transcript is spliced from 9 exons. Bases 206 to 922 code for a protein of 238 amino acids.
CUCCCUCCCCGCAGUCCCGCCCGGCCAGAGGGACAGUGUGAGGGCCUUCACAGCGGCUGGGCCAGACCCAGGUCCCGUGGCAGAGGCUCCUGCAGCCAGAGCUGUUCCACUCAGGGAGUUUCCAACGCUGCCCGCAGGGUCCAGGCCACUGCCCACACCGCGGAAAGCCUGGCACUGCCUGCACUUAGAGCUGCGGCGCUGCGGCAUGGCGCGCGGCUGCCUGCGGGGCGUCAAGUACCUCAUGUUCGCCUUCAACCUGCUCUUCUGGCUCGGAGGCUGCGGCGUCCUGGGCGUUGGCAUCUGGCUGGCCGCCACCCAGGGGAACUUCGCCACGCUGUCCUCUUCCUUCCCAUCCCUGUCGGCCGCCAACCUGCUCAUCAUCACCGGCACCUUCGUCAUGGCCAUCGGCUUCGUGGGCUGCGUGGGGGCCCUCAAGGAGAACAAGUGCCUGCUGCUCACUUUCUUCGUGCUGUUGCUGCUGGUGCUUCUUCUGGAGACCACCAUUGCUGUGCUCUUCUUUGCCUACACUGACAAGAUCGACAGGUAUGCCCAGCAGGACCUGAAGAAGGGUCUCCACCUGUAUGGCACCCAGGGCAACGUGGGCCUCACCAACGCUUGGAGCAUCAUCCAGACGGACUUCCGCUGCUGUGGUGUCUCCAACUACACGGACUGGUUUGAAGUGUACAACGCCACGAGGGUGCCCGACUCCUGCUGCCUGGAGUUCAGCGACCGCUGUGGGCUGCAUGCACCGGGCACCUGGUGGAAGGCGCCAUGCUACGAGACCGUGAAGGCCUGGCUCCAGGAGAACCUGCUGGCCGUGGGCAUCUUUGGACUGUGCACCGCCCUGGUACAGAUUUUGGGCCUGACCUUCGCCAUGACCAUGUACUGUCAGGUGGUGAAGGCGGACACCUACUGUGCGUAGUCCACAGCCACCCGCCCCUCUCUGCCGAAGGACACUGCCACCAAGGAAGUGACUGCCUCCGGCCCGCCGUGCCUGGGCUUGGAGACCCCAGAGUCCCGUCCCGGAUCCAGUGGUUUGGCCUCAGUGACCACAGGGGAGAAAGUGGCCGGCUGCUGCCCACGGCACCUGUCAUCCAGAGCCGGGUUCCUGCGGGGUGGGGCACAGGCAGCGAGCAGUCCCCAGCGCCCGGGGCGCCGCAAGGGGCCCGGCCUCCUGGAGGCCCUCACUGGCCAUGGUGCUCCAGUGGCCCCACCGUCCACAUUCCAGGUGCAUUUUAAUAAAGUGCGCAAGCAGC